This is a messenger RNA of Acanthosepion pharaonis, 462 nucleotides long. Lineage: Eukaryota; Metazoa; Mollusca; Cephalopoda; Sepiida; Sepiidae. The record is from the annotation of a GenBank genome assembly.
AUGCCGCUGGCAUCGCCAUUAUUUAAUGGCCUGCAUCUAAUCUGCUUCCGGCUUCUCUUUCAGUUCCACUGGCUUUGCAAUCCGCUGCAGGAAUCAAAAUGGAUUGUUGCGGUGACCUUCUGUCAUCUGUCCAUCCUUCUUCGUUCUUCACCCGUACGUAACCUAUCUCGAAAGCGACGUACUCAUGUCCGGCGUAUUUGUCGGUCUUUGUUUUCUUCUACCUGCUCGUCUCUUUGUUUCUCUUCUUUCCUUAAAUACAUUUCUCAAAAUCAUUCUUCCUCAUCUUCUUUAACUUAUUCCUUUUGUUCACUUUUUGCACCCCAUGUCUUUCUCUAUGACUACAUUUAUCUUCCCAUAUAUUUCUUCUUCCUAGACAACCUUUUUUUUUCUUCUUUAUUUCUAGCAUCUUUCGUCAUGCUUUUGUUUCCUUCUCUCAUCUUACAUUUCUCGGCGUUUGACUGA